AAUCAAUAUUGGCCAAAUGAGAGGGAAGAACUAAAUCUGGGUCCAUUCUCUGUGAAAUUGGUAGAAUAAAAAGAACAUGCUUAUUAUGUUGUUAGGAAAAUGACUCUUUCGAAAAAGAAGGUACCUGAGUCAAGGAUGGUUGUACAGUUCCAUUUCACCAGAUGGCCUGACCAUCGAACGCCUAAUCGGCUGAACCUGAUUAUGUUUCUCAGACUUUUCCAGCAUAAAAUCAGACCCAACAAUCACCCAAUCAUUGUCAAUUGCAGUGCUGGUAUCGGUAGAACCGGGACGUUCAUUGCUCUGGACGUCCUGUCGAGGUACGGAGAGGAACAUGACAAAAUCAACGUCAUCGAAUUUGUUAAGGCCAUGCGUAAAGAUAGGAGGAUCAUGAUUCAAAACGCUGAUCAGUACGCCUUCCUUUAUUACGCCCUGUAUGAGUACUUCAGAAGGAAGGAAAAUUUUAUAAGCAGGACAGAAUUUAUGGAGUUAUAUGGCGAAAUGAAGAAACCGGAAACAAGAAAACGACUUAGGAAUGAAUUCAAUUCGUUUACCAGGGCUGAAGAGUUAAUUUCUGCGCAAUAUCCUGUGUCAGGAGCCGCCAUUGAUAUCGCUCGUUUGCUGAUUGAUCAGACCUCUUCAUUCCUGAUCUCAAUGAACCCUUUAUCAGAAAUUAAUAAGAUAAAAGAUUGGGUUGACAACAAUAUCAAGAAGAUCGAUUUGGCUCCAUGUGAAAUCUCAAAGAGUACACAGCAAAUGGUUACAAACACCUUUCGAAAAACAGACAUUAAAAUCAAGAGGAAACAA
This is a messenger RNA of Saccostrea cuccullata (small rock oyster), 804 nucleotides long. Its product is annotated as receptor-type tyrosine-protein phosphatase mu-like. The transcript is spliced from 6 exons. Gene Ontology annotation, molecular function: protein tyrosine phosphatase activity. NCBI's taxonomy places the organism in Eukaryota, Metazoa, Mollusca, Bivalvia, Ostreida, Ostreidae. Gene Ontology annotation, biological process: protein dephosphorylation. The record is from RefSeq and is a predicted model, not a curated record. The annotation marks the transcript as partial.